UUUUAGUUCUCCAUGGGAUCUCGAGUUUACGUGGGACGAUUGUCUUAUCGAGCGCACGAACGUGAUAUUGAACGGUUCUUCCGGGGUUAUGGUCGCAUUACGGAGAUUCUACUCAAGAACGGUUACGCUUUCGUGGAAUUCUCUGAUCGUCGAGAUGCAGAAGAUGCGGUCCAUGAUUUGAAUGGUCGUUCGUUACUCGGCGACAGGGUAAUAGUGCAGAAUGCUAAAAGUCGUCCACGUGGACGGGACAUGUAUCGAGAACGGAUGCGUGAGCGUUCACGUUCACGAGAUCGAAGACGCAGUCGGAGCCGUGAUCGGAAACGAAGUCACAGUCGUGAUCGAAAAAAGAGAAGACAUUCGUCAACUGAAAGCGAAUCUCCCGAAGAUAAUCGCCGCCGCUCAUCAUCGAGAUCGCAGAGUCCAAGUCCAAAGAAAAGCUCUAAGAAGUCGGGUUCUGAUAGAAAGCGAAAGCGUGAUAGAAGUUCAUCAAGUCGAUCACCCAGUCCAGAUACGAAAAAAUAUAAGGACAAACGUAAGGAGCGGAAAUAUCGGAGCAGUUCAGAAAAGGAAGGGAGUGCGGAUCGUGGUGGAAUAAAUACGUGCAGCAUCAUCGUUCGCGGUUUCGACAACAAAGGCAAAUUUGAAAAGCGUUUAAAGCAUAUUGCCAAGAAAUAUGGUGAUUUAACAGAUUUCGAAAUGCGCGAUGACAAUACCUGUGUAAUUGGGUACAGCUCUCGUGAAAGCGCAACAAAAGCACUUGAGAAAAUGAGUGGCAAAGAAGUGGAUGGACAAACUGUGCAGGUUGCUGCUGUCGAAGAAAAGCAGACCGUAGCGGGGAGCAAGAAUUCAGAAGCCACGAAAGAAGCAGAACGAAGCCCGUCUGAAGAGAGAAGCCGGUCGCGUACUAAUUCGGGCUCAUCAGCCGCAUCGGGUGAUGAAGAGAAGAAAAAUGGCAGUGUUGACGGUAAUGAGCGCUCAGGAGUAGCGACGGUUGGGGCUGAUAGCCAUAAAAAAGCAAAGAAUGGCGAUGAACAUAUUGGAAGCGCAGUUACCGCGAAUAACACAAGAAAUAAUCGCAAGCGUACAUCUGGUGCAAACGAAGACAACGAAAAGAAUGGUGACGAUUCAGAGACAAGCAAUGACGAUGUUACGCCGGAACUGAAGAAGAAGAAGAGUGAUACAGAGGAGACUGAAACGACAGAAGUCGACUCUACUGCAACAGUUGGUGCUGAAUGAGCUGUUUAUUAUAUUCGUUUGGUUGGUCGGUUUAAAAAACAAAGGAAGAAAAUGGAGCAAAGUCUUUUUACUGUAAUCUCUUUUGUUGUUGCACACACCUCAAAUGCUAUUCUUUUUAUUCAGUGAAUUUUCUAAAUUCCGUUUGCAACCUGUCAGCAGUUGGUUUAAUUUAUUCGAUCCAAUGUCUUGGCUGAAAACAAUGUUUAACAGUAUCUUUUCACCUUCAAUGAAAUUCCUAUACAACGAUGUUUUUUUGCUUUAAAUUUCAAUUUUUCAAACUUAGUUCUUACUGUUCCACAAUCUAAUAAUCCACAUUCAUUGUUUACUCAUGAAAUUCCUAUACCUAUUCAAUUAACUUUUGCUCGGACGUGACUUUUUUAUUGACACAUCGUCUUUAAUAUUCAAAAAAGUGCGUGGUUUAUCCUGUAGUUCUUAAGUUCAUGGUGUAAUGUUCAUUUUACUUCUUUUAUUUUAAUGUUGUCCUUAUGUACUUGUUAUAGUAGGAAGCCAAGUCAUUGUUGUUGCUGUUUUUUAUAAUUGAUUUGGAAGUUUAUUUUCAGUUGUGGAUUUUCUUACCAUUAUGUAGGAUAAGUUGCAGUUGAUUAAUUUUCCCUUUCCAGAAUCUGAAGAACAGAUUACUGGUAAUGCACGAAUCAGUUAUGCUUUUUUUUCAACUGUAUUUGUCAGUUUUUUAGACUCGGAAUUUAAAAGUUUGGAAUUUAAAUCAUGUUGUUUUGCAUAUCGUCAUAAAUAAAUAAAUGUCCACCGUCGUGUUCAUUUGUGUACUGUUAGU
Loa loa (African eye worm) is the source of this 2029-nucleotide messenger RNA. RefSeq lists its product as hypothetical. The coding region runs from base 13 to 1236 and encodes 407 amino acids. The transcript is spliced from 10 exons. The record is from RefSeq and is a predicted model, not a curated record. Gene Ontology annotation, molecular function: RNA binding. NCBI's taxonomy places the organism in Eukaryota, Metazoa, Nematoda, Chromadorea, Rhabditida, Onchocercidae.